AUGACCAAAAGCAAUCCGAAUGUAAACAAUCCCCAUUUAAAUACCAUGACUUCAGAUUUUUUAUAUCACAUCAAUAUAAAUGUGGCGGAUACACAGAAUCCAACAGAAAUAAUACAGCAAUAUGGUGAUGUAAAGUUUGUUUGUCUGGGUGGUACCAAAAAUCGUAUGCUGGCCCUGGCCAAAUAUUUACGCCACAUACUUGGACUCGACGAUAAAGUAGGUGAGUUGGUGGAUAUUAGUGAAGCUGGAAAUCGUUAUGCCAUGUAUAAGGUUGGACCGGUCCUCUGUUGUUCGCAUGGUGUAGGUAUGAGCACCAUGAGUGUCCUUUUACAUGAAUUGCUGAAAUUGGUACAUUAUGCCCAGUGCAAAGAUCCGGUAUUUAUUCGUUUGGGCACCAGUGGUGGUGUGGGUGUGAAUCCUGGUACGGUUGUUGUAUCCAAGGAGGCAUAUAAUGGCUAUUUAAGGAAUGAACAUGAAAUUGCCAUUUUGGGCAAAAGGGUGGUACGCCCGGCCAUAUUCGACGAACAGGUUGCCCAAGAUCUAAUGAAAUAUUCCAGCUAUGAACGUGAUUAUGAAAUUAUUUGGGGUAAUACCAUGGCUGCGGAAUGUUUCUAUGAAGGUCAAGGUCGCCUGGAUGGUGCCUGCUGCGACUACACCGAAUCGGAUAAAAUGGCCUUCCUACAACAGGCCUUUGCAAAGGGAGUACGCAAUAUUGAAAUGGAAGCCACCAUGUUUUCGGCCCUUACCCGUCAUGUGGGUGUUAAGGCAGCCGAUGUAUGUGUGACCCUACUCAAUCGCCUGCAAGGUGAUCAGGUGCAUUUGACCAAGGAACAAAAGGAGGAUUUUGAACAGAGACCCUUCACAGUGGUCGGUGAAUAUAUUAGAAAUGUGUUGCAGCAGGGCAAGUGA
This is a messenger RNA of Musca vetustissima, 909 nucleotides long. Its product is annotated as uridine phosphorylase 1-like. The transcript has 5 exons. NCBI's taxonomy places the organism in Eukaryota, Metazoa, Arthropoda, Insecta, Diptera, Muscidae. Bases 1 to 909 code for a protein of 302 amino acids. The record is from RefSeq and is a predicted model, not a curated record. Gene Ontology annotation, molecular function: uridine phosphorylase activity. Gene Ontology annotation, cellular component: cytoplasm; cytosol. Gene Ontology annotation, biological process: nucleotide catabolic process; uridine catabolic process.